Paramecium pentaurelia is the source of this 633-nucleotide messenger RNA. NCBI's taxonomy places the organism in Eukaryota, Ciliophora, Oligohymenophorea, Peniculida, Parameciidae. The record is from the annotation of a GenBank genome assembly.
AUGUAAAAUAACUAAAUUCAAAGAAGAGGUAAACCCAGCUAAUUGUAAGUAAUUCAACAAAACAAUGACUCAUGGCUCUUUAACAACAAAUGCAAAUAAUUUUUUGCCUUACUCUAAGAAGGAUAACAUAUUUUCCCAUAUUGUUCACGAAAAAAGGAGUCAUUGACUUCAUCUGAAAAUGAAAAGAAGAAUUGUAUGAUGGAAUUAUCAACUCUUCUUGGAAUACCUACAAAUAUAGAUAAAUCUAUUUUAUUAUAUUUUAAACCAGUACAAUAAUUAGGAUAACCAUACAAUCAAGAAUUAAUAGCUAAUCUUUAAGCUAUAUUGAUAUAAUUAAAUGCUGAAGAAUUACUUAAACUUAGCUACACACUUGAUAAUUAGUUCAUUUAGGAAUUGACAACUAUAUUGCAUAAUAUAGAUCAAAUAGGCAUUUUAGUAUAACAAAUACUUAAUAAUUUCCAUAACAACUAAGAUCCUGCUUCUUAUUAUUAGAUAGUUAAGAAUUCUUAUUUACACCAUGUUAAAUCUAAUGAGGAUUAUAUGUCAUUUCAAAAUUUUGUUAAUUCUGAUGAGGCGGUUUCAGCAGUAUUUAAUUUUAUUGACAGGAUUCAUCACAUCUUAGAACAAAAUUGA